Messenger RNA from Harpia harpyja (harpy eagle), 3816 nucleotides. RefSeq names its product secretogranin V (gene SCG5). The coding region runs from base 189 to 833 and encodes 214 amino acids. Gene Ontology annotation, biological process: regulation of hormone secretion; neuropeptide signaling pathway. Gene Ontology annotation, cellular component: secretory granule. The record is from RefSeq and is a predicted model, not a curated record. Gene Ontology annotation, molecular function: enzyme regulator activity. NCBI's taxonomy places the organism in Eukaryota, Metazoa, Chordata, Aves, Accipitriformes, Accipitridae. The transcript has 6 exons.
CUUUGAACGCCUGGCGUGGAGAAAUCGGGCAGCUGCGUGUGUUUUAAGGAGGACAAGGGGGACUCGAGGGGGCUUUGUUCAUUCAAGGGAUUGGAAGUGAUGCGUUUUAAUUAUUCUCUGAUGUGCGGGGGAAAGGAGCUUUAAAAAACAAGCGUUCUGAUUAAAAUUCAGCCUCUCAAAGGGGACAGAUGAAAGUGGCUACCAGAAUGACAACUACCUUGCUUUGUAAUGUGGUAUUUCUGCUGGCAUUUGGAUUGGCUUCAGCUUUUAGCCACAGCCCUAGGACCCCUGACAGGGUUUCUGAAGCAGACAUUCAGAGGCUCCUCCAUGGCGUUAUGGAGCAAUUGGGCAUUGCCAGACCCCGGGUAGAAUAUCCAGCGCACCAGGCUAUGAAUCUGGUUGGUCCACAGAGCAUUGAAGGUGGUGCACAUGAGGGUCUCCAGCACUUGGGUCCUUAUGGUAAUAUCCCAAACAUUGUGGCUGAGCUGACAGGAGACAACGUACCAAAGGAUUUCAGUGAAGAUCAAGGAUAUCCUGACCCUCCAAAUCCCUGCCCUAUUGGAAAAACAGUUGAUGAUGGGUGUCUAGAAAACACCCCAGACACAGCAGAGUUCAGCAGGGAAUACCAGCUGCACCAACACCUUUUUGAUCCAGAGCAUGACUAUCCCAACAUGGGCAAGUGGAGCAAGAAUUUACUCUUUGAGAAGAUUAAUGGUGGUCCAAAAAGAAGAAAGAGGAGUGUGAACCCAUAUCUGCAAGGACAGCGACUGGAUAAUGUUGUAGCAAAGAAGUCUGUUCCACAUUUUUCAGAUGAAGACAAGGGUCCUGAAUAAGUACAAUAAAAAUGAAUGAUGAAAACUCAUGCCAUCCUCUGCUAGAUCUUAAUAUUGCUUAUAUAUAAUCAUCUAUUAAAAUCCUUGUGAAUGGCAGCAUGUUUAUUAUUUAUAUAAUUGUAGAUGAAAAACAGCUGUAUUUAUAACAGUAUGUUCUCCUAGAUAACAAAAAUAUGGUUCUGCUUUUUGUUAAGUUAUGGUAAAAGGACAUUUCUGUUGUUUUUAUUUUAGUCAUGGAGCAAACUUUAAAAAUGUUAGUCAUUUUAAUAGCUAAUGCGAGGUAAAUGGUCUUAAUGAGCAGCUUGUAAAUAGGAAGAUGUAAAAAGAAAUGCCCAGUCUGACUCCAAUAUUUAAUCUUAAAUGUUACUAUGUUUGACACAUGAAAAUUAUAGUUUUAUGUUUUGUUCACAAAUAUUGUUACUUAGCAAGGACAAAGUAUUUAUUUUACCCAGAGAAUUUUGGCUUUUGGUCCAUUUUAAUAAACAUUUAAGCAAUCUACAAGGUUUGCAAAGUGACAUUUUCCAAAAUAUUUCAGAGGCUUAUUUGUCUCGGCUAUUGCUGUGCAAAUUUAAAAAUUAAAGAACUGCUUUUUCACUCUAUCCACUGGAAUAUUUUUCUGUUGGUUUUAGUCAUUCCAUGUCCACAACUUUCCUGAACACUUGCACAUCUUUCUUCCUUAUCAAUGGUACCGUUGUGUGGAAAUUCAUCUCCCCUGCUGUUCCUUGUCUUGGUAACAGCAGCAUUUGUGCAUUAUAAUGUGCUUAAAUUAUGCGUCCCUGGGAUAUUAUAAGUGAAGAUGGGAGACAAUUUGUCUGUGUUAAUAAGGUUGUGUCAGCAUCCUCUGAAUCUAAAUCCAGGAUAUGAAGGCCACUACAGCUGAUGAUCUUCUGAAAAACUAUGAUGCUCUAAUAACACUGGUACCUAUCGCUGCUCUUGAAGUUGCUCCAGGAAGCUUAAAUUGCCUUUUUUGCCCCUAGGAGAUUGAAGAACUUUAUAUUCCAGAAAACUGAGCUCUCCCUUUCUGAUAGAUGAGAAUAUAAAAUUACCUAAAAUUUUAUUAUUUUCAGGGUGCUUCUGAAAUAUUUCAAGCCAUGUGCAUGGGGCAUUGGAAUUAUGGAAAACAGCAUUAGCUUACAGUUUUGAACUUCAAAUCUAUGGAAAAAAAAUGUAGUUUCCUUCCCCAUCCUACCGAAAGAUGCAGUAAAAUAAUGAUGAUCCCUUAGAAAAAAAAGGCAAGAAACUAGCAGAAACUAAAGGUCCUAGCUACAGAAGAUUAACAGGAUGGCACAAAUAUGACUGUGUAUGGCAUUUGCUUUUUCUAUCCCAGCACUUUGUAAUAAAUUAUGUAUGCAGAGAGUCAGUCCUCUCACGUCAUUUAUGGGUAGAUUGCAAAACUCCGUAACAUUCUAGGCUGAGCUAUCAUGUCUUUCAUCAUAUUUCCCCUUUAAGAAAAUACUGGAAUAGAAAACUAAGUAGUUAGUGCAGUGGGGUUUAUACUCACCUGUGUCACAAAAUUGAGGAGUUUGUGUGAGUCGCAGAGCUCCUUCCACUUCCAGUGCCUGGAAUGGGAGUAAUCCAGCUGUUCACAUGAGAGAAAUUGUAUUCUCUGCUUCUUAAGCUUACUUUUUUUACCUGCACUCCUGCUUAGUCUUCACAUAGGUACUGAGAGUUGCAAAGGUUGUCUCCAAAACAGAAAAAACUAGGUAUCAUGGCAUGAAUCUGGAAUCAGAACCCACCGAUGCCGAGUGGCCCCCAGUACAUGAAAUGGUCAUUCCUCCCACCUAAUCCCACAGUCAGCCACUGGUGCUGCUGUAAGGCUUCCAGUUGGUCAGAGGCUAGAUUUCCGUUCCUAAGAAACUGGUGUUUCUUCAGGUACUCAACUAUCUUAUCAAUACUUUUAAAGUAGUCUGAGCUAUGUUCUGUCCCUAUUAGCUCCAGUAAGACCCAUUUUAAUCACAAAAAUGAAGCAACCACGAAGGCAAUUUAUUUCAUUUUUAAACUCUUAGUAAGGACCAGCAUGUAACAAAAGGUGGUGUGUACAGUAAAUGGGGGGCUUAAAAAGGGAGGGGCAAAGAAGAAUUGUUUGCUUAAUAGUAUCAGAAAUCUUGAAGCGCUUCAGCUCACUAUACCCGCUGCGUGGGGAUGUGAUAAUCCGGCACUGCAAACCGAGCAGGACAGGGAUCCGCGGUGGCUGCCUGCGGCCCAGGUGGGGCCCAAGGAGCUGCCCUGCUGUCUGUGAUAGAUCUGCACAGAGCAGGCGAAGGAAAAAUUACACAAUUUAGAGAUGUUUUUGUCUUUAAAUGCAAGCAAUAAAACCCCUUUACACUGCACAAUACAAUGAUGCGUCUUACAGGAACUGUCUGUUGGAAGAAAUCAAACGUGGUGGUAAGCAGCCAUCUGCUGAGUCCAUCAGGCAGCUUGAGUGUUUCACCAGGAAGACUCAACAGCACUAUUGUGAAAUUUUAAUAAAAUAUAGCUAUUACACCAUGAUAAUGAGAUUAAUUACUCCAAUUUCAGUUUCAUAGCAGAGCUGCUUUUCUGUACUGGGAUUGGUAGUCCCAUAUUAAUUAAAAAAAAAAAAGGGGGGCAAAAAAACACAAAAAAAGUCCCUCCUACUGCUCCAACAACAGUCCAAACAUGUAUAUGUAGUUUUUUAUAAAGAAUCACCACGGUGCUGGUCUUUCUUUCGGAAUCAAUGAACAAAGAUACCAACUAUCCCUCUCACCAAGAACUUACUCCAUCAAACCACUGUUUACAAGAAUGUAAACAGCUGCUCAGCUCUUACAGGUGAAAUCAUCCUUUUACGUUUAUGAUGCACGUGAAUUAAGGAGCAUGUAUAUUGCUAUUGCUGUUCAGAAUUUUCAUUAAAUUAAAAACUUUUUAGAUUAUUUUAAAAUCUGCAAGUGUGUUAAUGACCUCUAAUGUAUUUGAGAUACAAUGUUCUUGAAAGAAGCUAUACAAAAUAAAGUGUAUUGCCAUGCAA